This is a messenger RNA of Morone saxatilis (striped sea-bass), 2041 nucleotides long. RefSeq names its product p21 protein (Cdc42/Rac)-activated kinase 1 (gene pak1). Gene Ontology annotation, molecular function: protein serine/threonine kinase activity; ATP binding. Gene Ontology annotation, cellular component: cytoplasm. Gene Ontology annotation, biological process: regulation of actin cytoskeleton organization; intracellular signal transduction; regulation of MAPK cascade. The record is from RefSeq and is a predicted model, not a curated record. NCBI's taxonomy places the organism in Eukaryota, Metazoa, Chordata, Actinopteri, Moronidae.
GAGCGGCCGGCUGCAGCCUAGCUGAAGAUGUCUGAUAAUGGGGAGGUCGAGGACAAGCCCCCAGCUCCACCCAUGAGGAACAUCAGCACCAUGAUUGGCUCCAGCAACAAAGACCCCGCCCCCCUCAACCACGGCUCCAAGCCCCUCCCACCAAACCCGGAGGACAAGAAGAAGAAAGACCGCUCGAUCCGAUUCAUCCUGACCGGAGGAGGCGAUAAAACCUAUAAAAAGAAGGAGCGUCCAGAGAUUUCUCUGCCGUCUGAUUUUGAACACACCAUCCAUGUCGGCUUUGACGCUGUUACCGGGGAGUUUACUGGCAUGCCGGAGCAGUGGGCCCGGCUCCUGCAGACGUCCAACAUCACCAAGCUGGAGCAGAAGAAGAAUCCUCAGGCCGUCCUCGACGUUUUAAAGUUCUACGACUCAAAAGAAACAACCAACAGCCAGAAAUACAUGAGCUUCACAGAUAAAAACACAGAUGCCUACAGCUCCUCCACCACAACGAGCUCCAAGGCCGUGUCCGAGACGCCAGCCAUAGCAACCGUAUCCGAGGACGAGGAUGAAGACGAGGCUGAGCCCCCGCCGGUGAUCGCCCCCCGACCAGAACACACCAAAUCAGAACGAUUGUAAGUGUGGGAGACCCCAAGAAGAAAUAUACACGCUUUGAGAAGAUCGGGCAGGGAGCGUCUGGGACUGUGUACACAGCUAUAGACAUCGCCACAGGACAGGAGGUUGCCAUUAAACAGAUGAACCUGCAGCAGCAGCCGAAGAAGGAGCUGAUCAUCAAUGAGAUUCUGGUGAUGAGGGAAAAUAAGAACCCAAACAUAGUCAACUACCUGGACAGUUACCUGGUGGGUGACGAGCUGUGGGUGGUGAUGGAAUACCUGGCUGGAGGUUCGUUGACGGACGUCGUCACGGAAACAUGCAUGGAUGAAGCUCAGAUAGCUGCUGUGUGCAGAGAGUGUCUGCAGGCGUUGGAGUUCCUCCAUUCGAACCAGGUCAUCCAUCGAGACAUCAAGAGCGACAACAUCCUGCUGGGCAUGGACGGCUCCGUCAAACUCACUGACUUUGGGUUCUGCGCCCAGAUCACUCCGGAGCAGAGUAAACGCAGCACCAUGGUCGGGACGCCGUACUGGAUGGCUCCAGAGGUUGUGACCCGUAAAGCCUAUGGCCCCAAAGUGGACAUCUGGUCCCUGGGCAUCAUGGCCAUAGAGAUGGUGGAGGGGGAGCCGCCGUACCUGAAUGAAAACCCACUCAGGGCGCUGUAUCUCAUAGCAACCAACGGGACGCCAGAGCUGCAGAACCCGGAGAAACUGUCGACGACGUUCAGAGACUUCCUGAACCGAUGUCUGGAGAUGGAUGUGGAGAAGAGAGGGUCGGCUAAAGAGCUGCUGCAGCAUCAGUUUCUAAAGAUGGCGAAGCCUCUCUCCAGUCUGACUCCUCUCAUUGUGGCUGCCAAGGAGGCUGCCAAGAACAACCGCUAGCUAGUUUUGCACUCAUUAUUUCGUCUGUCUCUCUCUCUCUCUGUCCUCCAUCCUUCCAUCCUCUAUCUUCUCUUUUGUUUUGGUAGUUGGGAGGGCGGCAAUGAUGGCUGCUGGCAAGGUUUUAAUGGCCUUCAAUGUGUCUAUCCCUUCUUCUUCUUGUUUUUUUUUUUAACGUGCACCGCCUGCUCCUUCGACACUCCACUGGAGUCGGACAGGAAGACGGGGAGCUGACCGAAUGACAUCAUUGGUCAAGCCGUAAUCAAGUGAUGUCAUCGCUGACAUCACCGCCCUCCUCAGCCAGUACGAACAUCCCAAUAUGAGAGGGAGAGAGUGUUUCAACAGAGCCCAAAGACUCAUGGGAGUUUGUUUUUUUAAAUCAAUGUUUGUUUGUUUGUCUUCUACCUUGUCUGUAAAAGUCCCGGACCACCCUCUGCUGCAGACUGUGUGUGUGUGUAUUAGCCUAGCUUCAGUCAGACUUAUUUCAUCAUCUUCAAUCUAAAAGUGCAUUAGUUGAUUUUUAGUUUAUCACUCCUUUAAAAUCAACUUUUCUGUGUGUGUGU